Mobula hypostoma (lesser devil ray) is the source of this 3808-nucleotide messenger RNA. It is a transcript of the gene radil, whose product is annotated as Ras association and DIL domains. Gene Ontology annotation, molecular function: GTPase binding. Gene Ontology annotation, cellular component: microtubule. Lineage: Eukaryota; Metazoa; Chordata; Chondrichthyes; Myliobatiformes; Myliobatidae. The transcript has 15 exons. Gene Ontology annotation, biological process: signal transduction; substrate adhesion-dependent cell spreading; neural crest cell migration. Bases 56 to 3541 code for a protein of 1161 amino acids. The record is from RefSeq and is a predicted model, not a curated record.
AGAUUUAGUGGAGCUGCUUAACGUUCAUCAUUUGUAGUUUCGAAUAGUGAUGUGAAUGGUUCAAGGAACCAACAAAAUAUACAAUCAUGGGGUUACUUUCUGGAGGCCACUCCUUGUAUCUGCAAAAUGUUUCAGAACAAGUUUUUCUGACAGCAUGUUUAAUAAAUUGACAACAAAUAUGUCCCAGCCAUCAAAGAGCAAACUGAAGAGGCAGAGCCGUGCUUUCACACAGGUUCUAUAUCGGAAGCUAAGUUACCGUGAGCGAAAGUCAGCAGCUGAUAUUCCAGUGGGCAUAUUAGAUGAUCCUUCAGAGCUCUCAAUCCAGCUUUCUGCACCCGGUAUACUUAAGAUCUUUGGCAAUGAAAUCUGCAAUGGUGCAAACUACAAAAGUGUCCUUGCCACACCAAGGUCAAGUUCCCAGGAGCUGGUCAAAGAAGCCCUUGAACGGUACUCUGUGAAUAAGACAUCUGCCUGUGAGUACCUUCUAUGUGAUGUAAUUGGAAGGUUUGAAGGGAAUGACAAAUGCUGGCGAACAGAGUGUCUCAGACCUUUGGGGGACAAUGAAAAACCACUUCUCCUUCAGGAUCUUUGGAAACCUAAGGAGGGAUUUGCCAGAAGAUUUGAGCUUCGACGGCGGGCUGAGGUAGAGGAAAUGGCUGCAAAAGAGAAAGAUACAACAACAGCAGAUAUAAACGCUCAAGCACGGAAACUGCAGAGAAACCGAGCAAAAGGCAAAGACUUAACCAUGUCUGACUACAGACGUAAAUUAACACCUCUUCGACGUAGUGUCAGUGAAACAAGUCUUGUUGACAUUGGAAACCAUGAGGAGGAGCAACAGAGGCUUUAUUCGACACUACCUGGGCAGUCUGUAAAGAAGAACAGUCAAUGCAAAAGUGGGAAUCUUUGCAGCAGAACCGAUAAAGAGAAGCAAGCAACAAGCAUUCAUGAUGGUUACUCGUACUCCAGCUACGAAACCCCUCAUCUUCUGCUUCUUCAGGGGUAUAACCAACAGAGAGAUUGUUUGGUGUAUCCUCUAGAGUGUGAGAAGCAAAUAAUAGGUCAAGAAACGGCUUCAGUAAAGCCUAACAUCUGUUUAUCAUCGCCAGACAUCCUUUCUCUCCAUUGUAAAAUCAAAAGAAUUAAACGGUCAAAAAAACAAAAUUACCAUGAAGAACAGACUAUUGUGGAGUCAUUCCCAAAUGCCUUCACAGUAGUGAAUUGCGUGCCAGUAGAAGGACCUGCAGAACUGAGGCAUGGUGAUCUGAUUGGAUUCGGACAACAUUACAUUUUUCUCUUCAAGGAUCCUUUAGCUGCUAGAAAGUUGCCAGCUCAAACAUUUUCCAUGCUGAGACAUUUGCACCACUUCUCCAGCCAUAAGAGUAACCGGAAAAUUACCAUUUGCAAAAUGUGUGGCUCCAUUAUUAAGAAUUACUCAGCAAACAUGCCAAAAAAUGCCAUCUCAUCUGCAGACAGAAACACUACUGUUCAUAAAAGGAAGCUACAACUGGAAUAUGAACAGGCCUUUGAAGAUGUGCUGAUUGAUAAAAUCUUGACCCUCAUUGAACCUGGUGGAGAUGAUCAUAAGCUAACUCCAGCUUGCCUGCUUUGUCUAUGUGUUCAGCAUUCAGCCACUACCUUCCAGUCAGGUGAUUUUAUGAAGCUCCUUCUGAAGAUUGUGAAUAGGAUGCAAGCAAUAGUUUGGGGGAAGACAAAAGAAUUGGCAAAAAAACAUACUGAACAGCAGGAUCCAGUAUCUCAACCUCUAAUCAGUAUUACAGACCUAGUUCCAGACCUGCAACAUAUUUUUUUCUGGAUGUCCAACUCCAUUGAGCUACUGUACUUCAUCCAGCAGAGAGUUCCAAAAUACAUUCAGAGCAUUGAGGACCUGAAAGCGCAAGGUUCUAAAGAAUCAUUGCUCUCAUCCACAAUUUCCGUUAAUGAAGAAGUCAUGACUAUUUUGGAAGAGAUGAUCAUGCAUUCAUUCCAGCAAAGUGUGUACUACAUUACCAAGUCGCUGUAUGUUACACUUCCUAUCUUCUUGGAUUGCAAUCCCUUUCAGACUGAGAGGGGACACUCCUGGACAAAUUCUUCUCCCAUCCCAGAACCAGUGCACGGCAUCGUGCAGAUAUACAAGAUGACACUAGACCUCCUCCAUCAGUAUGAGAUUCACCCAGAAAUUGCAACACAAAUGUUUGCUUACCUUUUCUUUUUCUCCAAUGCCUCUCUCUUCAACCUGCUGAUGGAUAGGGGCUCAAGGCAGCAUUUUUUUCACUGGUCCAAGGGGAAACAGAUGCAAGCCAGUUUCCAUCUGUUGCUGGAGUGGAUACAAAAUGUAGGAAUGGGGAACAUUGCAGAUGAAUUUUUCUUCAAAUUCAGUAGUGCUGUAAAGCUUCUGGCUAUACCAGUGUCCAAUCUUAUGCAGUGCAACUGGAGUUGCCUCAGGAGAGAAUUCCCAGCCUUAAACCCAUCCCAGCUUCUUCACAUACUUACACACUACCAUGCGGCAGCUGGAGUGGAUCACAUAGCAGCAUGGCAGCCAAGUACUGAGGAGAGGGCAAAAUUGUACAAAACGGAGGAUAUUCUGUUGAGUUUUGAUCAGUAUCCUCCUCUGGUGCUGCCAACUAGUAAUUUUAAGGUGGAUAUAGAUGCAGAGACUGUAGAUGACAACAUGUACAGACACCUGUUGUAUAUACGUCACUUUCUUUGGAGCCUGCGCACUAAAUGCCAGUCAACCAACAGAUGUGUUACAGCCAGUGAAUUUCAGGCUGAAUUUCCAGUUUACUACAACUGUCAUGAACUCUCUUCAGGCAGCCUGGCUACAAUUCCCAAUCUCAAGAUGCCUGAUGAGCAAUCAGGCCAAAACAAUUACCUUAAUAAUAAUUUUGAUGCAGAAAAGGAUGGAACAAGGUUGAGUACUUCCUGGGUCAGUGGAUCAUAUGGUGAUUUUAACACCUGCUACAAACACAACCUGAAUCUACAGACUACCCAGGAGAGGCAGAGGGCCCCAGAGAAGAGUAUGCAGCCACUUGAUCCUUCCUGUCUUUUAACUCCUCCAAAUACUCCUCUGAACAUUGACCUUGUGCAGACAAAUGGAGAUGGUAGACUUGCAUCAAACUUCAGGAGAAACGGUAUCCACAGAAGCAGAGCAAAUGAGGGAGAAGGAAGAAUUUCCGCAACAUACGACCUACCAACUCCAACAUCUUCCAGCCUUAGCUCCGGAGAUGAUGAUCCAUGUUAUGUGUUUGCUGUGGAGUUGACUCGGGGGCCUCUUGGUUUAGGAAUGGGACUGAUUGAUGGACUGCAUACAACCUUAAAAUCCCCAGGGAUUUAUAUCAGAACACUUCUGCCUGACAGUCCAGCAGCUUCUGAUGGGAGACUGGGGAUUGGGGACAGAAUCCUGGCAGUAAAUGGAACCAGCUUAAUUGGAGCAGAUUAUGACAGUGCAGUUAACCUGAUCCGUUCAGCAGGUGAGAGGCCACGAUUCCUGGUUGCUAAGUCAGAUUUCAUCAGUGCUGAGAAGAUCAGUGCAUCAUCCUGUUAGUCACAUUACUCCUCUUCAUUCCUUCAUGUUUAAGUGAUAAUUGAGCAAAAAUGAUUGACAGAUGUCAAUUAAGUACUAUUGUAGCUGUCAGGCUUUACCUCCUAAACUCACUAUUAGGAUAUAAAAGUUCAUAUAAAACACUUUUCUUUUAAAAAAAAAUCACUUUUUCCCCAAAUAAGAUUCCUAAAUAGAGGAUUAAUUAAAAGCAGCAAUCAAAAGGCUUAAAAUCAGCUCAUACCUUCCAAGAGUUUUAUUCAUACUAAGAUU